AGGGUGUUCAUUAAUAGACUCCUGGUUAAGUUCAGAAGCUUGAAAAAACAACAUCAUAAGUUCAAAAUCUGUUCACAAUUCAAGAAAGACUUAGCGUGGUGGAAACAUUUCAUGGGCACCUACAAUGGAGUCACAGUCAUUCCUGAUAGUGAAUGGACACCUUUAGAUUCCAUUGUGGCCACUGAUGCAUGUAACACAGGUUUAGGUGGAUAUUCACAUAACAAAUUUUAUCACACUACCAUCCCACUUUUCUUACAAUCUCACAGCAUUAACGCUUUGGAAUUACUAGCUAUAUUAUUAGCAUUAAAACUCUGGGGUCACCACUUUCAAAAGAAACGCGUUUUGGUCAAUUGCGACAACCAAACUUCGGUUUUGGUGAUCAACACCGGUAAAUCCAGAGAUAAGUUUUUACUGUUGCUCUUAAGAGAAAUUUCUUUCGUGGCAGCUACGCACAACUUUCAAAUCAAAGCAACACACAUACCCGGUCAUACCAAUGUGUUAGCAGAUAGUCUCAGCAGGUGGCAUACAGACUUAGAAUUCCAAAACAAAGCUAAACAAUUGCUCCCAGUGAAUUCAGUCGAGUACAAAAUCAAAUCCUUUCAUUUCAAUUUUAAUGAAUGUUGGUAAUUUUUCCAGAUCAAAUCAAGGAGCUCAAAAAGCAAGCUAAUCACAACAUGAUGUCUGCAUAUAACAGCAAAACCUGGCAGAAUUUAUACACACAAUGGAGGACUUUUCUUUUAUUUUGUGUUUAUUACAACAUGGCAUUUUUACCAGUUCAAACAGACACCAUUCUUAUUUACAUGCAAUUCUUGAGUAGGACUUUCAAAUCAGUGUCUUCAAUUUUAAAUUAUGUAAACGGCAUAAAAGUUCUACAUUUAUUACAUGAAUUGCCCUUUCCUUUACUUAAUAGGGAAUUCCAAUACAAACUCCUUUAUAAAGGUUUACAAAGAAAUAACCUACACACCGUCAAAAGAGCUUUACCUAUUACCCCUGAAAUUUUAACUCAAAUUUUUGGCUCUUUAGAUCUAACCUCAGAUUUAGAGUCCACAUUUUGGUUUCUAAUCCUCACACUUACGUUCUUAUUCGCAAGAGCAGGAAACAUUAUCCCUUAUACAACUUCUACUUUUGAGAACAACAAACAUCUGUUACAACAAGAUAUUUUCAAACAAGACUCAGAUGGUUUGAUUUUCCUCAUAAAACACUCUAAAACAAACCAAGCAGCACAACGCAUUUUAACACUUCCCGUGUUAGCCAAAGAAAGUUCUCCCUUAAAUAUUGUGUCCGCAUUCAAUCAUAAAAAUUCUUUCCAUAAAUAUAAGAAAACUUCUCCAGCCUUUCUUUACUCAAAGAAUGGUAAAUUGAUUACAUUUACAAGGCAAAAAUUCGUUAAAAUUUUGAGAAACAAAUUGCGAAAUUUAGGAUAUAAUCCUUCAUUUCAUAGUGGACAUAGUUGUAGAAGAGGGGGAGCUUCCUGGGCAUUCAACGCUAACGUUACUGGUGAAGCCAUUAAGGCACAUGGAGAUUGGGCUUCGCAGUGUUAUCUUAGAUACAUAGAAUUGAAUAUCGCUUCCAAACUAGCAGUCAGUCAGAGAAUGUUAGCACAAAUUUAAUCAAAUUCACUACUUUACGCAUGGUAAAUGUUCAUAAGUUUAUUCUUGGCGCCUCGGCUUGGUGGGCGCGACCAGUUUGAUUACUUUAAAUUAUCAUGAAAACAUAAUAAAUAUGUUUUCUUGCAAACUAGUCGCCCUUGCGCCAAAUAAAUGUGUUAUAAGUUUCAUUUUACUUUAUGUUUUUAUGUUUUGUUUUAUUUUACGUUGUCUUGUUUUGAGUCUUAUUUAAUUUAUGUAUGUUUUGUCAAUAAACUGUAAUAUUUUAAGUGUCAUAAUAUGUCACUUUAUUGUUUGUAUUUAACUAACAAACUAAGUGUUUGUAAUGUAUUGUAUUCUUGUGUUGUAACAGUUUCCAUACAAAGAAACACAAAUCUUAUUUGAAUGAAUCAUCAAUAAACUAUAAAUUAUUAUUUUAACCAAUUUUCAGUUACUUGUAUCAAUUUAAUUUGUCGUAUUUUUGAGACCAAUUGUUGGUACCUAAAAUGCUGUAAUUUAAUUGGUCAACAUAAUUAACUUCAACCAAUAGAAACCUUACCUGUUGUCACAUGACCCAAUAUUAUAAUUAUUACCCGCCAAUUUUACUUACCUUCACUUACACAAAGAACUUCCUUAUAUCAACACCUUCUUUUUAAAAUUCCAGG
This is a messenger RNA of Owenia fusiformis, 2251 nucleotides long. NCBI's taxonomy places the organism in Eukaryota, Metazoa, Annelida, Polychaeta, Sabellida, Oweniidae. The record is from the annotation of a GenBank genome assembly.